Oxyura jamaicensis (ruddy duck) is the source of this 1430-nucleotide messenger RNA. RefSeq names its product phospholipid phosphatase 1 (gene PLPP1). Lineage: Eukaryota; Metazoa; Chordata; Aves; Anseriformes; Anatidae. The record is from RefSeq and is a predicted model, not a curated record. Bases 241 to 1095 code for a protein of 284 amino acids. Gene Ontology annotation, biological process: signal transduction; phospholipid metabolic process; phospholipid dephosphorylation. Gene Ontology annotation, molecular function: phosphatidate phosphatase activity. The transcript is spliced from 7 exons.
UGUCCGUGCGUGCCGUUCGUCCGUCCCCCUGCCCGCCUCCCUCCCUCCCUCCCUCCCUUAAAGCCGGUGGGGCCGUGUCAGUAGCGCAGUGCGGGAGGCGGUUGCCGGCGGGGGGCGGGCGCCAUUUGCUCGGGCGCGGCUGAGGCGCUCCCGCCCCUCGGGCCCGGGCUGUCACCGCGUGAGGAGGAGCCGGAGCCGCCGGUGCCGCCGGUGCCGGUGCUGCCGCGGGGCGCCGCCAGCAUGUUUGACAGGACGCGGCUGCCCUUCGUGGCGCUGGACGUGGUCUGCGUGGUGCUGGCUGGCUUACCCCUUGGUGUUCUAAACUUGGCCAAAAUAAAACCGUAUCAGAGAGGCUUUUUCUGUAAUGAUGACAGCAUCAAGUAUCCGUUCCAUGACAGUACCAUCACAUCCACUGUCCUCUACACAGUGGGGUUCACCCUGCCCAUUUUCUCUAUAAUCCUAGGAGAGACUCUUUCUGUCUUUUAUAACAAUUUGCACUCAAAUUCAUUUGUCAGAAAUAACUACAUAGCCACUAUUUACAAAGCCAUUGGGACCUUCAUUUUUGGAGCAGCUGCUAGCCAGUCGUUGACGGACAUUGCCAAGUACGCCAUAGGCAGACUGCGCCCUCACUUCCUUGCUGUGUGCCAGCCUGACUGGACGCAGAUCAACUGCAGUCUGGGUUACAUUGAGAACUUCCCUUGCCAAGGAGAAAAAGCAAAAAUCAAUGAGGGAAGACUAUCGUUUUACUCUGGCCAUUCAUCAUUCUCCAUGUACUGCAUGCUCUUCCUAGCACUUUACCUUCAGGCCAGGAUGAAAGGAGACUGGGCAAGACUUGUACGUCCCACCCUACAAUUUGGUCUGAUUGCUGCAUCCAUCUACGUGGGUCUGUCACGUGUUUCUGACUACAAACACCAUUGGAGUGAUGUGUUAACAGGACUCAUACAGGGAGCGCUGGUAGCUAUACUCAUUGUUGUGUAUGUGUCUGACUUCUUCAAAGUGAGAGGAUGUACGUUUCAACCAAAAGAAGAUUCCCAUACAACCCUGCAUGAGACACCAACAAAUGGAAAUCACUUUGGCAGCAAUCAUCAACCAUGAAGAAUGAUCACUUCAACUGUCUUGGUCUCUGAAAGGAAAACAAUUUCACCAGUCAAUUAUGUAAUAUAAGUAAAUGCCUUUAAGGGACUGCUGCUGCUCUUGGAUGCUCACUUUUCCUGUAUAUAGUAACACUUACUACAGUUAUGUAUAUCUAAAAUUUAAAUUGCUGUUGGUUCAAGCUAUUGCUUAAAAAGAAAAACAAAAAACAAGCUAUUCAAACUGUAAAUUUUUAUUAAAAAUGUGGUAACACUUCUACAACAAACUGCUGUUUGUACAUGCCUUGUUGAAAUUAUUGUGGUUUAAAUACACACAAUUAAAACAAUGUCUUGACUGAA